UGGAUUUCAGUUUCAAACAAUUUCAAUUUUUAAUUAAAAUGGCUGAGGAAGGACCACCCGAGGCAAGCAUUGACUUUGUACCCGCGUUGUGCUUUGUGCCGCGCGGCGUUGCCAAGGAUCGACCCGAUAAGAUUGUGCUGACCCAAGGCGAGUUGGCCAGAAUCAUCGGCGCCACGCAGCAGGAGCUGGAAGAGGACAGUGAUGAUGAAGGGGAUGAGACGGCAGAUGCUGGCGCCGGCAUGGACGUGGACGAUGACAAUGACGAUGCCAACAGCGAAAAUCGCAAUCCCCAGGACGAGUUUGACUUCAAUGCGUAUGACAACGAGGAGAACGCGACGGUCACAAGUUUGGCCAACAUAGUAGAUGCCGGUGAGCAGGUGCCCGAUGAAGACGAAGACUCUGAAGCUGACGACGAGGUUAUCAAGCCCAGCGACAACUUGAUUCUCGUGGGUCAUGUCCAGGACGACGCCGCCUCCAUGGAGGUGUGGGUGUUCAAUCAGGAGGAGGAGGCUCUCUACACCCACCACGACUUCUUGUUGCCGAGCUUUCCACUCUGCAUCGAGUGGAUGAACCACGAUGCGGGCAGCGACAAGGCCGGCAACAUGUGCGCCAUUGGAUGCAUGGACCCGAUCAUAACGGUGUGGGACUUGGAUAUUCAGGACUCCAUUGAGCCCACUUUCAAGCUGGGCUCCAAGGGCAGUCGCAAACACCAGAAGGAGCAGUAUGGCCACAAAGAUGCCGUUCUGGAUCUCUCGUGGAACCGUAACUUCGAGCACAUCCUGGCCAGUGGCUCAGUCGAUCGGACGUUGAUUCUCUGGGAUAUGGAUGAGGGACAACCGCACACUACCAUCACCGCUUUUGAGGAAAAAGUCCAGUCGCUAGAGUUCCACCCCACAGAGGCUCAGAGCAUUCUAACCGGAUGUUCUGACGGCUUUGUGCGACUUUUCGAUUGCCGCGACGCUGAUGCCGUGAACUCGUCCAGCAUCCAAUGGAAAGUGGACGGCGAGGUGGAGAAGGUUCUCUGGCACCCGACUCAAACCGACUACUUCAUCAUAGGCACCAACGACGGUAGUCUCCACUAUGCCGAUAAGCGCACACCCAACCAAAUCCUGUGGUCCGUGAAAGCCCACAGCGAGGAAAUCUCCGGAGUGUGCUUCAACAGCCAAAUGCCCAAUCUGCUCACCUCCACCUCCACUGAGGGCACUCUGAAAGUCUGGAACUUCAACGGCACCGAGGCGAAGCACGUCUACGAGCACGAGUUCAACAUGGGUCGUCUGCAGUGCAUGCGUCAGUGCCCGGAAGAUCCCUACACGCUGGCAUUCGGUGGGGAGAAGCCUCCUCGGUGUGCAAUCUACAACAUAAAGAACUCGGUAGCAGUGCGUCGGACAUUUGGUAUUGAAGAUUCAGAGGCGUAGGAUUCCUGGCGUAUUCAUUGAAUGUAUAUGCUGAUGUUUUGUAUUCACGAUUUAAGAACAUUUAAUAACUAUAUAUGGCUAUUAUGUAAGGAUCCAAAACGUAUCAGUCGUUUAACCUUUAGCCUUAUCCAAAAUAGAGUAGAAAUGUACAGAAUUGACAUUUAUUAUAUAUGUAUGUAGAUCAAAUAAAUCAGGUUGGUUUUAAUUUGAUAA
Molecule: messenger RNA, 1628 nt
Organism: Drosophila persimilis
Lineage: Eukaryota; Metazoa; Arthropoda; Insecta; Diptera; Drosophilidae
Gene: nclb
Product: periodic tryptophan protein 1 homolog
Exons: 1
Coding region: 39-1415 (458 amino acids)
Biological process (GO): rRNA processing
Cellular component (GO): nucleus
Molecular function (GO): protein binding
Source: RefSeq, a predicted model, not a curated record